AUGGUUAAGUCCUACACUCUGGCUGGGGCAGCAGCCUUGGCGUGUUUGGUGCUGGCAAUCUGUGCUGUAAUCUCUACUGUUCAUAUUCUACACGACAUUUCUGAUUUUUACACAGAAGCCCAAGGAGAACUGGUUGAAUUCAAGGACAUUGCAAACAAUGUUUGGGACGAAAUGGUGUUUGAACUGACACCAGAAGAGAUGAGAGAAGCAGAGGAUCUUGAAAGAGAAAAGAGAUCUUACGAAGGAGAAGAGCCAUACGGGGUUGAUACCAGUCCACCUACAACCACAACAACAACUACAACAACCGCUGCCACAACUACAGAAGCUGUUGGAGAUGAAUCCGGAUACGACUUUGGACAUGACAAUGGACCACCAUCUUCAAGACCAAGAAAACCAGUUCCUCCAACUAUGCCCCGAACAAUUCAAGAAGAUGUUUCAGGCUUCCGUGCACCUCCGCCAGCUGCCACGUCGACUUAUAGGCCACCAAGUGGACAAAAUUAUGACAAUUACGGACGGGAACCAACUUCUUCUCGUCGCCCUCACCCGCCACAGCAACCAUAUCAACAGGCAUCCAGUACGCCUACACCAUACAGUACUCCAAACAACAGAACUCUGUACAAUCCACCAAAGACUGUUGUCUACCCAUCGAAUCCAAGCAAUCCACGUGUUCCGUACAACCCACCACCAAAGUAUACACAACCUCCACCUUAUCCUGGAAGCUCUCGUGUGCCAUACAAUCCAAACUACACUAAUGCUCCUCGAACUCCUCCACCACGUCAACCAGCUGGAGGAUACGAUUCAGAUGGUCAGACUCCACCGUCUUGGCCGAGAGUGUACAAUACACGCCGUCCAAACGGACCAGGAUAUCCUGAAGAUCAAGUUCCUACCCGUCGACCAAAUGCACCUGGUUAUCCAGAAGACCAGCUUCCAACACGACGACCAAACGGACCUGGAUAUCCGGAGGACCAAGUACCAACUCUUCGUCCGAAUAGAGAGAAAUACCCAGAAGACGAAGUUCCAACUCCCCCACCACCAGGACAACAGAGAGUUCCACCAACGCAGACCCGAAAUCCAUCUUAUCCAGACAAAACUAAUCCACGUCAAUCAACCAGACCAGUUCCUCCAACAGAUGGACAUGUUGAAACUAGUACUCCAUUUAACCCAACCAACGAAGUUCCACCAGGCAGAACUGGGUUCAGACCAGGCUUCGGACCACAACGACCACGCCCUGGUACUCGGCAAAGAGUCAAUCCAUGCGAUCAAUGUUCUGCCCAGCCUAACAACUGUCCAGCAGGACCACCUGGUCCAAGAGGACGCCCAGGACCACCAGGUUUCCCAGGACAAGAUGGACCACGUGGUUUGCGCGGACUCAACGGAGGAUACACUGGUGUGCAUCCAUCUUCUUACGAUCCAGUUAUCGGAUGUGUUCAGUGCCCAGUAGGACCACCCGGAGAGCGUGGAGCCGAUGGACCACCAGGAGCUCCAGGAGAAGACGGAAUUGAUGGAGAACAAGGAACCAAUGGACAAGACGGACAACCAGGAGCUCCAGGAGCUCCAGGAUACCACGGAAUGAAUGGAGCACCAGGAACAGCAGGAAAGCCGGGAGCACCAGGAAGAAAUGGGCAAUCGUGUAGAGCUGUUCCAGGGCCACCAGGUCAACCAGGAGUUAUGGGAGGGCCAGGAAGAGAUGGAGAUCCAGGAACUGAUGGUGAGCACGGACAAGACGGAAGUCCAGGAAUUCAAGGGCCACCAGGAAAAGAUGGGAGACCAGGAGCUGACGGUCAACCCGGUGUUUCUGCUCCAGGAGCACCAGGAAACGAUGGAGGAUACUGUCCAUGCCCAAAACGUUCAUCAAAGUUUGAUUUCACGGAUCCAGCUUACACAGAAGAGAAGCCAACAGAACAAAGACCAAGAGAAUAUGCAUCUGAUAGAGAAGAAGAACCAAGAACACGCCAGCCAGCUCGUACUGAAAGUUAUGGAGACAACUCAGGAUACGAACGUGAGAGGAAGCCAGUCUACGAACCAUCUGCAGAAGUUCCACCACCACGAAGAAACAUAUAUGAGGACGAAGAGAGAGUCAGAGAACCACCACCAAGAAAACAACCACCUCCACAUAGACAGACACCAAGAUCCGAGCAACAGAGGUAUCCAGAGGAGCAAUAUGAGAGAAGACCGCAUGAAACCAGAGGAGGUUAUGACAGAGAAGCACCAAGAGAAUACGAAAAUGAGGCACCAAGAUCAAGGCAAGGAGGAGAGCAUUCGUCUGGAUAUGGAGGAGAUCGAGAACAAUACAUGGAAAGAAGACCAGUAGAACAGCCGAGAUAUGAGAAUAAACCACUUAAAAAGGUUGAGAUCAAUAGACAACCAGAAAGAGGAUAUGAUCAUCACCAACCAUCAUAUGAGGAGAAGGUUUCAAGAACAGAAGGAUCAAGAAGAUAUGGUACAGAAUCUGAAUCACUGUAUGAGGAAGAGCAGAGGGAGGAAACACAUCCACCUGGAUUCGGGCGACCGAAAUCGGAGGAGGAUAGAAAAGAACACAGAACUUAUCCAGAAGAUUCAAUGCCACCGGUGAAGCAAACGGAUAGAUACAAUGGGGAUAAGAGGAAGAAGAAUCAGCCAGAGUAUGAAGAUAUUUCGAAGCCAGAGGAAGAUAAGGAAAAGGCAAUGGAGAAGCAUCACAGAAAACCAAAUAAAUUCCAAGAAAAGCAAUGGGAGGAGCAUAGAAAGAGUCAGGAGCUCAGGAACUCGAGAGAACAUGGAGGACAAGUUCAAAAUGAAAGCCCUCUUCCAAUGCAGCAAGUAAAACCAGAAGAACGAGAACGAAGAUCUUCUGGAGAAGAGAAGGUUCCAGUUCAUGACAAUUAUCAGUCAUCCGAAAAACGUGGAUUUGUGAACGAAAAUUCACUUCCUUCCGAGCAAAUUCCAUACAGGAGGAGGACUAGAUUCUACAGAAACCACUACUACGAUAAGUUCCUCGCAUAG
This is a messenger RNA of Caenorhabditis briggsae, 2982 nucleotides long. It is a transcript of the gene Cbr-bli-1, whose product is annotated as Protein CBR-BLI-1. NCBI's taxonomy places the organism in Eukaryota, Metazoa, Nematoda, Chromadorea, Rhabditida, Rhabditidae. The record is from RefSeq and is a predicted model, not a curated record. The transcript has 5 exons. The coding region runs from base 1 to 2982 and encodes 993 amino acids. Gene Ontology annotation, molecular function: structural constituent of cuticle.